UUUUGUUAAGAGACCCCCCACUUUGUGCUAAAAUAUCCAUGAAUGAAAAUCAUAAUCAUUCUGUCAAUACUAGUGGUUCAAUGAAAUUUUUACGGAUAUCACCUGAGGUGGAGCAAGUGUUUAAUAUGUAUUUUGAGGAUGGAAUGGGUGCUGCUGAAGCGAUACGCUUACAUGAAAGCAAAAUAUUAUUGAGUGAAAAUAGCUGGGAGACUUUAGCAAAUGGCUCAAAAAACCCAAAUAAAGAAACUGUGGCAUAUUUAUACAAAAAAUGGCGAAAAAAGAACUUUGGUUGUAUAAAUAACCCAUUGGAAAAAUUAAAAGAAAAGACUCAGUCAUAUGCUGAAAAAGGUAUUUCAAUAAUAAUACAUGAAGAAAAACCAUGGGCAGUCUUGGUAGUUACUCCACUGAUGAAAAGAGUCCAGAAUUUGUCAUCCUCCAAAGAGUUAAUCUUUUGUGAUAGCACAAGUAGCUGUGAUACUAUGGAGACUACUCUUACAACAGUGCUUGCAGUGUCAAACGCUGGAGCAGUUCCCAUAGCAAUGCUUAUGCACGAGGGCCAAUCAAGUGAUAGCUAUAAAAAUGCUUUUGGGCUUCUAAAAAAGCAUUACCCAUUAUGUUUUGGUGGUAAUGAGGUACCUAUUGGUUUUAUGACUGAUGACUCUGCUGCAGAACGAUCAGCAUUAAAAACACUUUGGCCAUCAUCUAGAUUACUCCUGUGUUCGUUUCAUGUACUGCAAAAAGAAUGGGGUUGGCUACAUGAAACUAAAAAUAUGGUAUUGAAGGAGAAACGUUUGCCUUUAAUGCGGAUGUUCCAAAAAGUAUUGUAUGCUGCAGAUGAAGUCAAUUUAAAUGAAGCUACUUCAGAUAUUCUGAACUUAAAGGAUGAAUUUCCUAAUUUUGUUAAACGCUUUGAAAAUUAUUUCAAGAGAAAAAAUGAGUGGGUUUUAAUGUUUAGACGUGAUAUUAUAACAAGAGGAAACAAUACAAACAACUAUGCCGAAGCAUGCAUACGAAUAUUGAAAGAAAUUAUUUUAAGCAGAACUAAGGCAUAUAAUGUAGUGGCUCUUGUUGAAUUCAUAUGUUAUGUGUGGGAAGACUAUUUGAUUCUUAGAAUACUAGAUCAUGCUCAUAAUCGUCGGGAUAAUAUUCAACGAAAUUAUACUAAACUUUGUUCUCGAACAUUAAAUUUUAGUAUUGAUCAAGUAACUUUAAUAAGUGAAACAUGUUACUCAGUACCAAGUUCUGAUACUGAGAAUUCUGCUGUUUAUACUGUUGAUACUAAAAUUGGUGUUUGCAAUUGUUAUGUUGGGUAUACUGGUGCAUUUUGCAAACACCAAGCCUUUUUACACAAACAUUUAAAUUUAUCGUUACCUAAUGCACCACCUAUAACUGUCACUGAAAGAUAUGCACUUGGACAACUUGCACUUGGUGACAAGUGCCCUUCUCAGUCAUGGUUCCUGGGUUUAAAAGAAAAUGAAAGUGAAAUUCAAUUUCUAGAAGGUGAACUUAGUGAAAUUGAUAAUGUGAACCAUGCUAGUAAUCACAUUGAGUCCUACCCUAAAGAUAUUUCAAAUAAAAAUGACACCAAUGCAUUUCAAUCAUUAGCUGAUGAUCAAGUUGCUAGUAACAAGGCGAAUGAUGAACUGGAAACAGAAUUUUUAAGAAUAAAAGAGUUAUUAAAUGAUGUGCCAUUAGAUAUUCGUAAAAAAUUAACAAAAAAACUAAAUGUGAUAAAAAAUGCACAACAAUUAACAAAAUUAAUGGUGACAUGUUGCCGAGGCCUAAGUGUGGCUACUAAAAGAAAGGGACAAAUAAAGGUUCAACCAACUUCAAUAGCUCGUCGAAGACAAGGUGUAACUCGCGGCUCUCGAAGAAUUCCAGCUGGAAGACCUCCAACAUCAGCUCCUCAAAAUAAAGCCACUAAAAAAAACCAUAACAUAGGAAAAAACAUUAAUUUAGGACAAUCAAACGCAAAAUCCCAUGGCAGAGGUCACUGAACAUUUUUGAUGCUUGUUUAUUGUUUGUACAUAGUUUUUCCUUAAUAAAAAAGCACUAUGUUAUCAGUUUGAUAUAUUUAGGUUAUGAUUUAUAAUAAACUUAGUAGAAACGUACCCAUAUUUUGUGGUGACAUCAAUUUAAUAAACCAAGUAUGUACCAAAAUGUAUAGAAAAUUAAUUUCUCUACAUCAUAAAAUAAACAGUUAUUAAUGUAAUAUAACAAAUUGUUUAAUUGUUUGCCAAAUAAAAUAAAACAGAGUUCAAAGUUGUUACCAUCAUAUCCAAUUAUAAGAAAAUGUAAUGGUAUAUUUUAUAAUAACUGUUUUUAUAAUCUAUAUAGGAGAUUGUAACACCUAUAAUGUAUAAAGUACUAUCAGUUUGGUUAAAAUUUUUAAUUUUGUUAGUACAUUUUUAUUUAUUUAUGAAGUCAUGUUUGCAUUCAAGACAAUUGAAUCACAGUCAGAGCUCAACUAAUGUGCCAUAUGUGGUACCUACAAUUGUUUUCCAGCUUUUACACCUCUAAGUACUGCGCAUAGACAUAAGUUUAAGAUAUGAGGGGGGGCUCAUCAUAGUAAAAAAAAAAUACUUUAAGAUAUGUUGACAGUUUUAAAUGUUUAUAAAUAUAUUUACAUACCUAUUUUCAAUGAUUGUGUAACCCAUAUACCUACCUUUGGCUAUGAAGGUAGGCAUGUAUGUAUUAUUUUUUACUACCUUAAUGUUUGUGUACAUAAUACUUGCAUAGCAUUUUAAAAAGGUUGAAUUAAUUUGAUUGGUUAUACCAUAUUAUUAAAUACACAUAAUUAUAUAGUGCUAUUAAUAAUAAGUUUAAUAAAUGUAAUAAUGAAUUAUACAAAUUGAAAAUUGAAAAUAAUAACAGGGCUUUUCAAUAAUCAAUGAACUAGACUAGGUACCACAUUACCCAAAGCUUUA
This is a messenger RNA of Acyrthosiphon pisum (pea aphid), 2927 nucleotides long. RefSeq lists its product as uncharacterized. Gene Ontology annotation, molecular function: zinc ion binding. The transcript has 5 exons. The record is from RefSeq and is a predicted model, not a curated record. Lineage: Eukaryota; Metazoa; Arthropoda; Insecta; Hemiptera; Aphididae. Bases 39 to 1997 code for a protein of 652 amino acids.